Messenger RNA from Perkinsus marinus ATCC 50983, 235 nucleotides. RefSeq lists its product as hypothetical. The annotation marks the transcript as partial. The record is from RefSeq and is a predicted model, not a curated record. The transcript has a single exon. Lineage: Eukaryota; Perkinsozoa; Perkinsida; Perkinsidae.
AUGCCGAUUGACACUCAUCCUACUGAUUGCGAGUAUUUUGGUGGUCAUCACGCCUAUGAGGGCGUUCACUACGACAAGAUGGAUCCUCCCAAUACACAGGAAGUUGCCGAGUUCUCCAAGAAGCUACGUGAUAUAGCGGCUCAGAGUAUUGGUGGUACUCACGCAGAUCGCAUAGUAGCUGCUGAUUUGCUCAGAUCAGCUCUGCUAGACUUGGCUGCUACCAAGAAGAAUUCCG